AUGGCGCCGGCGUUCUCGGCGCAUGUCCCCGCUCUACGACGUGGAGCACUGCGCGUGCGGUGGGUCACGGCGGCGCUGUUCUCAUCGGGGAUUCUCGCUGGCAACAAGCCGGUUCUGGUGCGCGACUUCGUGAGGUCAGCGCUGUACGACCCCAACCAUGGCUACUUCUCCAAGCGGGCGGGGCCGGUGGGCGUUCUUGACGCCAGCAUCCGCUUCAACCAGCUCCAGGGUGGUCUCCUAAAUCUCCUAUGCCUUGCACAUUUCCUAAGUUUUUAUCUCAUUGCCUUCUCCAUGGGGAAGUUUGGGAGGAGUGCGUAUAUACAGCACCUUGAUAAACUGUAUAAGAAGCAUGAUAUCGCUUGGUUUACUCCCGUGGAGCUCUUUAAGCCAUGGUAUGCCUAUGCAAUAGCAGCAUCGAUUCUGCGUACAGCAAAUCUUUCAGUCCCAUUGAAGAUAUAUGAGAUUGGUGGUGGCUCUGGAACAUGCGCAAAGUGCAUACUUGAUUACAUGAUGCUGAAUGCACCACCAAAAGUCUACAAUGAUAUGAAAUACAUCUCAGUAGAGAUUAGCUCCUCUCUUGCUGAGAAGCAAUUGGAAACUGUUGGUGAAGUGCAAAGCCAUUUGUCAAAGUUUACGGUGGAGCACCGGGAUGCAAUUAACAGACCUGGAUGGGGCCGCAAGGAUCCUCAUCCGUGUUGGGUGCUUUUGCUUGAGGUACUUGACAAUCUACCACAUGACCUUGUCUAUUCACCAGAUCAGGUUUCUCCAUGGAUGGAAGUGUGGAUUGAAAAAGUAAACGAAAGUUCACAAGUCUCUGAAGUCUAUAAGCCACUACAAGACCCAUUAAUUUCCCGCUGUGUUGAUAUUAUUGGCAUGAAUGAAGACAAAGCUUCUGUCAGUGAAAAACUAGCAUUUGCUGCAAAAGGAGUUCUAUCAAAAGUAUUCCCAAAGCCUCGUAGAGCUUGGUUGCCGACUGGCUGCUUGAAACUAAUGGAUACUCUACAUCAAGCUUUACCGAGUAUGUCCCUUAUUGCUUCAGAUUUCAGCUAUCUUCCAGAUGUUAGCAUACCUGGUGACAGGGCUCCAUUGGUUUCGUCAAAGGGUGACGCGGACAUCUUCUUCCCAACCGAUUUCCGGCUCCUGGAGCAGAUCGACCAUCACUGCUCUGGCUUCUCAAAGGAGCAGAAGAAUCCUGGCGCAUUCAAACCCGUGAAGAAGAGGAGGACGAUCAUACUUGAUACUGCAGCCUUCAUGGAGGAGUUUGGCCUGCCGCUGAAGACGAGGACCAAAGAUGGGUACAAUCCGCUACUAGACGAUUUCAAGAACACAAAGUUCUAUCUCAGCGUCCCUACACACAACGUUCCUACCCACAACAGGAAGUAG
Miscanthus lutarioriparius is the source of this 1383-nucleotide messenger RNA. The record is from the annotation of a GenBank genome assembly. NCBI's taxonomy places the organism in Eukaryota, Viridiplantae, Streptophyta, Magnoliopsida, Poales, Poaceae.